Plectropomus leopardus (leopard coralgrouper) is the source of this 909-nucleotide messenger RNA. RefSeq lists its product as uncharacterized. The record is from RefSeq and is a predicted model, not a curated record. NCBI's taxonomy places the organism in Eukaryota, Metazoa, Chordata, Actinopteri, Perciformes, Serranidae.
UUGAGAGGUUUGCAAAUAAAAACAUGAUCUUGUAUGAUUGUCAUUGCAUUACUUUGGGAAUCCGUCCUUGUCAUAUUCGAAAGCUUGAGCGGGGCAAGAAUGAACUACAGAACAGGUUUUCUGACAGUGUUGUGCACCUGCCUGGUGAUUCUGCUGCAAAGCUUGGAUGCAAGACAUACGCUAAAGAAACAUGAUGUUGAUGCUGAUGAUUCUUGCAGACCCAAAGAGCUGACAGCCCUCACUAAAGGUCUAGUGGCAGACAGCUUGGAAGGCUUUGACAAAGCCAACGGGGCACACCUUGGCACUUGGUCCCCUGGCUUCCCUGAGCUGCAGGUCCACCAGAACUCUCCUCUUGUUGGGGCAAAAGUUCAGUGCAGCCUCCUCUUCAUGGCUCAAGGUCUGAGAAAAAUCCUGGAGGACCAGAGGAACAAUCUCAAUCCUACUGAUGUUUCACUUCACGAGAAGCUCAAGAACGCCAUCUCUAAGGUCAAUAUGCUCACAACAUGUAUGAAAGAUACUCUCGAAGGGGAAUGCUCUGACAAGCCACCCCCACCCAACAUGCCCCAGAAUACUUUUGAGAAGAAGCAGUGGAGUCACACACUGUUAAAGACAGCCAGGGACUAUCUGACCUGGCUGGAGAGUAAAUUUGUGGUCCAAAUUGCAAAGGUCAAAGGGAAAAAUAAGAUGAAACAUUCAGCCUCUAAUGCAACACUUAAGAAGCACUUGGAGGGGAGCAGCUACCUCUUGUAAUCUCAGCUUGUGAUGCUGAUGCAGUUUAUGGCAGCUUUUCUUUAAAGGUAAAGGUUUUUCUGAAGAUUUGUUAAUAGUGACAGUUCCCCAAAAUAAUUAAUACAUAUUUUCAUCUUACCUGUAGUGCCAUAUAAUUAAUUAAUUUAAUCUAGAUUGUUU